AUAGAGGGAUUUUGCUGUAUAUGUAACCAUAAAUUGUUCCAUAAUGAUGACUUGGCUUUGAUGGUUUUAUUUUUCAAUUAUGGAAAAGUAAACACAUUCAUUCUUGUGCUUUCUGGUAUUUUAAUUAAGUAUUUGUUAUUAGUAAAUUUUAAUGAAUUGUGCUAAGAAUUAAUUCGAAAUUUUUUUGAUAAAUGUUUUUAUUCCCAACAAUCGAUAAAAUCUAAAGAUUAUGUUUGGAUGCAUGUUGGAGUAUGAUACAAGAAUGGUGGACCACCCCCCACCCCUUUGAAAAUUUCCUGUGUGUGUGACAGCUUAUAAUUAUUAAGGAAGCUUUGAAAACCUGUAGAAAAUCUUGCAUAAGAAGAAAUUUUCAACAUGCUUAAAAAUAUAAUCAUUUCAUCAAUAUUUUUCAGGCUCUAGCACAGAUGAAACAUCGGUAGUGGAUGAUCCUUCAAAACCAUCCUUUUACGAUACCACCCCUGCAAUCCCCAACUUCCUUUAUUUUAAGCGUAAAAAUCAAGGAUCGGCAGGAUUAUCUAGUUCCAGCCUGCACUUUGAUGAUACUGAGAUGAGCCCAACUCAUUUUUCUCAGUCAAGUGCAACAUCUCCCAGUAUAAUAAGUGCAGGAAAAGCAAAUAUGUCAAGGAAUUCACCUGUUUCAGUCGCGGCAACGCCUAACAAAGCACCCCUGGAUACCAGUCAACAUAUGAUGCCUAUGCCUUCCAGUCAACAUAGGCCUGUGCCUGAAAAAUCUAAUAGCACCUCAUAUCAGGAAACUGUUCUUCAAACCCUUGCCAACAUCUCAUAUACUCUUGAAAGGAUACAGAAACGACUGAGUAGGAUAGAACUGCAAGGUACUGUAUUCAGAGAUGGAAAAGAAAACAGGUGCCCGGAAUUGCCAGAGGGUGUGCAGUUACCUAUAGCAAGUAUGGAGGUAUUUAAUAACUUUCUGCUUGCUUUGGACAAUGAUGCCCUUUUUGUAUCUCUGGCUUCAUACUUAUCCUUCAGAAUUGGGCAGAACAAUGUUGUAGAUAGGCUACUGACAUUUCUCCUUAGUGAUAUUUUCUCAACUCAGCUUAAUUGGGCUGGUCGCAAUGGGAAAAGAGCCGUAAAAAAAAACCAAAUUUGUGGAAUUCAUUAAGUAUACUGUUGAAAAAAACUUGAAGAUUGCGGAUGAAGUGGUAGAGGCAAAAAUUAAGUCCUGGUUGAAACAUUCCUCGGAUCGACUGAAGAGAGAGAGAAACAAGAACUAAAGCAGUAUAUAUUGUGUAAAUAUUGUUAUCAACUUGUACAUUCAACUGUAUUGUGUAAAAAAAAGUAA
Uloborus diversus is the source of this 1321-nucleotide messenger RNA. RefSeq lists its product as uncharacterized. The record is from RefSeq and is a predicted model, not a curated record. The transcript has 7 exons. The coding region runs from base 569 to 1141 and encodes 190 amino acids. Lineage: Eukaryota; Metazoa; Arthropoda; Arachnida; Araneae; Uloboridae.